UGUUUUUUUUUUCUUUAUGUUAGAUGCACGCGCGUGAUGCACUACAAUAAUCAACGAAGGAUCUUAUCUCUACUCUUUUGGUUCGGUCAAAACGUUUAUAUAUUUUCAUAUUCGUUAUCUCUAUUUUCACUAUUUCUUCACGCGUCUCUCUAGCAAAAAAGAAAAGAAAAGAAAAAGAAAAAAAAGAAAAGAAAAAAAGAGAGAAGAAACGCUCAAGUCCAUGAAUAAUUAUUUUCUGCUCCAGUUUAACUUCGAUCCUUCGAAUAUUAUAAGACGCGAACGGAUCAUGUGCAAUCCCGUGAAUUAAACGUGACAGAAAGGUUAGCUCGUCGUUAGGCAUACAACGGACAGGUAUGACAGGCUCUUCGUUUCCCGCCGUUCGAUUUCAAAUUUGGAUGAUAUCAUUCCAGAUGUCUCCAAUUAAUUGGGAUUUUUAUGUGAAGUAAUUAUUAUUGUAUCAUAUCGUAGUCAAAUCAUGUGAUUCUCAUGACUCCUUUGAGAAAAUAUCCACAUCUAUCGUGGAUGUUAAAAGCGUUAUGUGCACAUAGGAAUGAUAGAUAAGAAUAAAUCCAGCCGAAUGACUGAUUAGAUUUAGUGAUCACAAGAGUUGCAUUUCCAUGUAUCAUCAUGGCAAUUGGAAAUAUUAUUUGCGGUGCAAAUACUCCUAAAGUCAAGAGAAAAAAGGCAAAGGCAACCGAACGCAGUUGGAUAGAAGCAACUUUUCAAAAAAGAGAAUGUUCCAAGUUUAUUCCAAGUGCUAAGGAUGAACAUAGGUUCACAGAAGUACAGGGAGAUAAGAAUGCAGAAUACGAUGUGAUCACUUCUUCCAGAUGUUGUUGUGGUUAUUCUUAUACAUACCAUUGUGGGACUGGAGCAGAUGUCCCAAGUUAUGCCAACAGUGGUUCCAUAGAGAAAGAACGUGAGCAAUGGUCACCAGGAAAAAAUACAAAUCCUUAUCCAACUGAUGCAUAUGGUACUAUUGAAUUUCAAGGUGGACCACAUCCAACUAAAGCACAAUAUGUAAGAUUAGCUCAUGAUACUCGGCCAGAACCUAUAGUACAAUUAUUGUGUCGAGAAUGGAAUUUAGGAUUACCUAAAUUAUUAAUUACUGUUCAUGGUGGUCGACCAAAUUUUGAAUUACAGCCAAGUUUGAAAAAAGUUUUACGUAAAGGUUUAUUGAAAGCUGCUAAAACAACUGGAGCUUGGAUUUUCACAGGAGGAACAAAUACAGGAGUUACACGUCAAGUUGGCGAUGCAUUGCUAUUAGAACGAUCACAACGACAGGGUCGAGUAGUAAGCAUAGGUAUAGCUCCAUGGGGGGUAUUAGAUAAAAAUCAUGAAUUAAUAGGACGUGGUGAAGAGGUACCAUAUGAUUGCCUUUCUUCUCCUUGGACAAAAUACACAGUUCUGAAUAAUCGACAUGCUUACUUUUUAUUGGUGGAUAAUGGUACUGAAGGUCGAUAUGGAGCAGAAAUUGUAUUGCGUAGAAAAUUAGAAAAAUAUAUAUCUAAUUUAAAACUACAGCCGUAUACACACAGUAGCAUACCUGUAGUGGCAUUAGUAAUUGAAGGAGGAACAAACACGAUACGUUCGGUAUUAGAAUAUGUUACAGAUGUUCCUCCAGUUCCUGUUGUUGUUUGCGAUGGAUCAGGACGUGCAGCUGAUCUCAUCGCUUUUAUGCACAAAUAUGCUAGUGAAGGAGAUGGUGAAACUGGAGAUGGUGAAGGACCGUUGGAAAGUAUGAGAGAACAUCUUCUGGAAACCAUUAAACGCACUUUUAAAGUUUCUGUUGAACAAACAAAUCAAUUGUAUUCUGAAUUGCUCCAAUGUACCCGUAAGAAACAUCUGAUAACCGUAUUCAGGAUAACGCAAGAUCGACCACAAGAAUUAGAUCAAACAAUAUUAACAGCUUUAUUUAAAUCCAAACAAUUAUCUCCAGCCGAACAAUUAUCAUUGUCUUUAAUAUGGAAUAGAGUGGACAUAGCUCGUAGUGAAAUUUUUGUAUAUGGUCAAAAAUGGCCACCGGGUGCAUUGGAGCAAGCUAUGAUGCAAGCUUUACAACACGAUAGAAUCGACUUCGUUAAAUUACUUUUGGAAAAUGGCGUAUCCAUGAGAAAAUUUUUAUCCAUACCUCGUUUGGAAGAACUUUAUAACACAAAAGAAGGCCCAUCGAAUACAUUAGGCUAUAUUUUGCGAGAUGUACGGCCUAAUAUUCCACGUGGGUACAUGUAUACAUUACAUGAUAUUGGAUUAGUAAUCAACAAACUCAUGGGUGGAGCUUAUCGUGCACAAUAUACACGUAGAAGAUUUCGUGUGAUUUAUACCAAAGUAAUGAAAAGAUCUGGUGGACAGCAACAACAUAUGCAUCGGAAUAGUUGUGUUUUAAGUUCUGGUACUCGUUAUUAUUCAGGAUCUGGUAAUAAAUCAGACAGUUUGACAAUGAGUUUGCUCGCCGAAACUGUUCCUGCUAAUAGAGAUACACCACUUUUUGAUUAUCCGUUCAAUGAAUUACUUAUUUGGGCAGUAUUAACAAAAAGACAACAAAUGGCUUUAUUAAUGUGGCAACAUGGAGAAGAAGCAUUGGCCAAAGCACUUGUUGCCUUGAAAUUAUAUAAAGCAAUGGCUCAUGAAGCUGCAGAAGAUGACCUUGAAACGGAAGUUUACGAUGAAUUACGUGGUUAUGGAAAGGAAUUUGAAAAUAUUGCUUUGGAGUUAUUGGAUUACUGCUAUCGUCAAGACGAUGAUCAAACACAACAAUUAUUAACAUCCGAACUUCAAAAUUGGUCUGGUCAAACUUGUUUAUCACUUGCAGUUACUGCUAAUCAUCGUCCACUUUUAGCGCAUCCUUGUAGUCAAAUCAUUUUAGCAGAUUUAUGGAUGGGUGGUCUUCGUACUCGUAAAAAUACUAAUUUAAAGGUUGUUCUUGGUCUGUUGUGUCCUGUUUAUAUAUCACGGCUGGAAUUUAAAAGUAGAGAGGAAUUACAAUUAAUGCCGCAAACACAAGAGGAACAUUUGAUUGCUCUUGAAGAUGAAAAAGAAGACAGUGAUUCAGAACAUGGUACAUCAAAUGGCCCGGAUGUUGAGAAACGUCUGCGCAGGAGCCUCAGCAUACGCAACAAAUGCAGCAGCCAUCAAGGCAUUAAGGCUUUAAUUAGCAGUGAACAUUCUACAACAGUUGUAAAAGAAACGAUUGUACAAGAAAAUGGCAAAGUAUUGGCAGAUAAUGAUGAAGGAACACAUCGAGCUUAUGGCAUUCGUUCGGACUAUUAUGACAACAAAAACAGUAGACCAUUACGAUUGAAGAAAAAAUUGUAUGAAUUUUAUACAGCACCAAUUACAAAGUUUUGGGCCAAUGCUAUAGCAUAUAUUGUCUUUUUACUUUUAUUUUCGUAUUGUAUACUUAUACAAAUGGGCGAACAUCCAUCGCUAGCAGAAAUCUAUGCAAUUUCUUACAUCUGUACAUUGGGAUGUGAGAAAGUACGCGAAAUAGCAACGUCAGAACCGGCAAAGCUCUCACAUAAAUUUAGCGUUUGGGCCUGGAACAUGUGGAAUCCUUGCGACGCAGCCGCUAUAAUAUUUUUUCAAAUCGGACUUGCUUUGAGAUUACGCCAUUCAACUUUUGAUGUAGGUCGAGUUAUAUAUUGCGUUGAUUGUAUUUAUUGGUAUUUAAGAAUACUUAAUAUUCUUGGAGUCAACAAAUAUUUAGGUCCAUUGGUCACAAUGAUGGGAAAAAUGGUAAAAAACAUGAUAUAUUUCGUGGUCCUAUUAUUAGUUGUUCUCAUGAGUUUUGGAGUAUCAAGACAAGCUAUAUUAAAUCCUAAUGCAGAACCAAAAUGGCGAAUAGUCCGUGAUAUUUUUAUGGAACCUUAUUUCAUGCUUUACGGAGAAGUGUAUGCGGACAAUAUAGAUCCAGAUUGUGGAAAUGAACCAGGCAUGCCGGAAUGUCUUCCAGGUCGUUGGAUCACACCAGCAGUUAUGUCCGUAUAUCUUUUAGUUGCGAACAUAUUAUUAAUAAAUUUAUUAAUCGCGGUUUUCAAUAAUAUAUUCAACGAGGUUAAUGCCGUUGCACAUCAAGUAUGGAUGUUCCAACGUUUUACGGUUGUGAUGGAAUAUGAACAAAAACCAGUUUUACCUCCGCCACUUAUCGCGGUCUGCCAUAUAUAUUUAUUAGUAAAAUAUUUAUUGAGACACCUGACGCGAGGUAAAAGGAGUACAGGUGAAACAUGCGACAAUGGUCUCAAACUAUUUCUUGAGGCUGACGAUAUGGAACGUUUAUAUGAUUUUGAAGAAGAUUGCGUUGAGGGAUACUUUCGUGAGCAAGAACUCAAAUUACAAAUGUCUACCGAAGAACGGGUUAAAAUUACAACGGAAAGGGUUGAAAAUAUGCAUCAGAAAAUAGAAGAUAUUGAUAAAAAGGAACAUACGCAGAAUGCUUCGCUUCAGGCCGUAGAAUUUCGUAUUCGCAAAUUGGAAGAAUUAAGCGAACAAACAUUGGCACAUCUUGGCGUAAUACAUCGUUUCAUGGCAACUCACAUGCCCAACGAAGGAUUUCCUACUUUUGAUAUAGACAUUCGUCAACGUAGAGUCUCCGAAAGAUCGGAUGCUUUUUCAGAGACUGACUCUCAUACCCAAUUACCUAGUCUCAUAUUACGACGUAAAAGACUUUUGCGUUCUCAAACAGAUGCCACUUUCUUAAACAUAGAACAACCAUUGGAGGACGAUGCCUUGAAGAAUUCUGAAACUAUAACGUCUCGUGAGAAUCUAAGUAGAAACGAUUCCUCUGUGAGCAUCGUUGAUCCUCAGAAUGUUCAAGAAGACGUUAAGACUACUGCAAGCCAAGAAAGCGAAGUGAGCAAAGAUGUAGGAGAAGUGGAAUCGACGAUAAAAAAAGAAGUAUCAUUAGAGAGGGAAGUUAGUAGCGAAGCUCCUGCUUCGGAACCAUUGAGACAAGACUCGACCGAACGUCCAAUUAGACAAAAUAGUAGAACACGUUCUGAAUCCGACGACGUGGUAAUGAUUCCACCGCCAAAUAUACAAAGAGGCGUUACAUGGGCAGAACCACGCGUUGCAGUGAUUCCAUCGUCCGUAACUUCGGCCGGUAGUACACAAAGAUCAAUCCUUUUAGCAAUGCGCGCCGAAUAUACUAGUAUUACUGACGAAUUAGAAAGUUAUUGCGGUCUUCUUAGUCCACCAAGAACCCCACCGGUUUCUCCUCCAUUAUCAAGGAAUAGAAAUGUAUCGGAAAUUAAUAAUCCUGAGAUGGCUUGGCAAAUAGAGAAUGAACAUUUAAGGGAUGCCGAGGAAUGCGAUUAUCAACAAAUGGAAGAUUUAAUUCAACGGCGUUACAAAGAGGACGAAGAUGAAUCCAGUAAUCCACCUGAGGACGGUGCUACUGCUAAUUUCUUUGCCAUAUCCAACGAACAUCGUCAAUUGCGAAGAUCUUCUGCGAUCGAUGAAGACUCUCGUAGACCACCACCUACAAUCAGCGUUACCAGAGAGAUUGAGCAAACACUUUCACGGCCACCUGCGAUAAGAGACGCCGAAUCUCCCGAUCCUAGCGAUAAGAAUAUGAGUACUGUACCAGCGCCAGCUUCUGAAACUAUGUGUUGAGGUAAUCCAAAACAUCAUUCACACACUAUACUUACUGUGUGUGUGUAUGCGUGUGUGCAUGCAUGCAUGUGCGUGUAUGUGUGUGUGUAUGUGAGAGAGAGAGAGAGAGAGAUCCGAUUCAAUGAGGCUAUAGCUUAAGUAUCUCUUAGUUAGACAUUUUUCUUUUUAAUUGUAAUCAAUCGAAUUUGUACAAUGAAUCGUAGAGUUCUCAUUUUCUUGAGAGAAAUCAUAAUAUCGAACAUUAAAGAGCAUGAAGCGAACGUAAAAGAAUUUUGCCGUCUUGCAAAAUCUUUGCCUUUUUUUUUUUUUUUUUUUCUAGAUCGAUUGCUCUGCGAGCAAUUGAACAAUCAUUUUUUUCAUGACUUCUUAUUCGCUAAUAAAAUCAUUUAGUGUAUUCAAUGCGUUCAUAUAAUGCACACAUAACAAUACAUUUUGUUUAUAAGAUAAGGCACUUUUGAGAAUUUGACAUUUUUACGUGAGCACUUUUGGUAUCUUUUGUGAACUUGAAGCUAUAUAGAGUUCACUAAUGGCAUAAAUUUUUGUGCCUAUUUGGUGGUACAAUGUCAACCGUAUUAAUCCAUAAAAAAAAAA
Messenger RNA from Vespa mandarinia (Asian giant hornet), 6201 nucleotides. It is a transcript of the gene Trpm, whose product is annotated as transient receptor potential cation channel, subfamily M. Gene Ontology annotation, biological process: metal ion transport; protein tetramerization; monoatomic cation transmembrane transport. The record is from RefSeq and is a predicted model, not a curated record. Gene Ontology annotation, cellular component: plasma membrane. Gene Ontology annotation, molecular function: monoatomic cation channel activity. NCBI's taxonomy places the organism in Eukaryota, Metazoa, Arthropoda, Insecta, Hymenoptera, Vespidae.